GCCGGCGCGGGGGCCGCCCCGCCCCGCCCUCCAGUGGGAGGCUGCCCAGCGGCCGCGGGCGGCUCCUCCUCGCCGUGACGUGCGGCCGGGGGCAGAGGCGCUCGCUCGCCCUUGGCUGGUCCCCGCGGAGGCUGUUACAAAACGCAGACCCCCGGCGCGGGGCUCAUGGAGGCGACUUAGCCGCUGCCUGCCCCGCGCCGCCCCGCCGCGCCGAGGAUGCUCCCGAGCCCCGUCACCUCCACCCCCUUCUCGGUCAAAGACAUCCUCAACCUGGAGCGGCAGCAGCAGCCGCCCUAUGGCGAGCAGCCCUUUCACGCGGCCGCCUGCCUGCUGGCCGACGGCGCCCGCUUCUCCGACGGCGACGACGACGACGAGGACGACAAGCUGUGCUACCUGAGCGCCAUGGCCGCGGCGCAGGGCCCGGCGGGCGCCGGCGUCUCCCCCGGCCGCUACGGGCACGCCGGGCUGCCGGGCGGCGCCGAGGAGCUGGAGCUGGAGCUGGAGCCGGCGGCGGAGCGCGAUGCCCGCAGCUGCGCCCUCAAGAAGCCGCUGGAGCCGGGCGAGAAGGCGGCGGCGGCGGCGGAGCGGCCCAAGCCGCGGGGCCGCAGGAAGCCGCGGGUGCUGUUCUCGCAGGCUCAGGUCUUCGAGCUGGAGCGGCGCUUCAAGCAGCAGCGGUACCUGUCGGCGCCCGAGCGGGAGCACCUGGCCAGCAGCCUGCAGCUCAGCUCCACGCAGGUCAAGAUCUGGUUCCAGAACCGGCGCUACAAGUGCAAGCGGCAGCGCCAGGACAAGCCCCCGGAGCUGGGCGCGCCGCCGCCGCCGCCGCGCCGCGUGGCCGUGCCGGUGCUGGUCCGCGACGGGAAGCCGUGCCUGGGCGGCUCGCCGGGCUACGCCGCGCCCUACGCCGCGCCCUACCCCUACAGCGGCUUCCCCGCCUACGGCUACGCCGGCGCGGGCGCCUACAACGCGGGCUACGGCUGCAGCUACCCCGCGCCCGGCGGCGCCCCCGCGCAGCCCGCCUGCAGCCCGGCCGCGGCCGCGGGGCCCUUCGCGCCCGGCUUCGGCGGCGGCGGGGCGCAGCCCCUGCACCAGGGCGCGGCGGGGGGCUCCUGCGGCCAGGGCGCGCUGCAGGGCAUCCGGGCCUGGUAGCCGCGGACAGAGCGGGCCCCGCGCCCGCGGGACAGAGCGGGCCCCGACGGCGCCGCUGCCCGCUGUACCCGCCGGGCCCGGAGUCAAUAAACCUGGUGCAACCCC
Molecule: messenger RNA, 1254 nt
Organism: Alligator mississippiensis (American alligator)
Lineage: Eukaryota; Metazoa; Chordata; Crocodylia; Alligatoridae
Gene: NKX2-3
Product: NK2 homeobox 3
Exons: 2
Coding region: 217-1149 (310 amino acids)
Biological process (GO): regulation of transcription by RNA polymerase II; cell differentiation
Cellular component (GO): nucleus
Molecular function (GO): DNA-binding transcription factor activity, RNA polymerase II-specific; RNA polymerase II cis-regulatory region sequence-specific DNA binding
Source: RefSeq, a predicted model, not a curated record